Penicillium samsonianum is the source of this 324-nucleotide messenger RNA. Its product is annotated as putative urea hydro-lyase/cyanamide hydratase. The record is from RefSeq and is a predicted model, not a curated record. NCBI's taxonomy places the organism in Eukaryota, Fungi, Ascomycota, Eurotiomycetes, Eurotiales, Aspergillaceae. Bases 1 to 324 code for a protein of 107 amino acids. The transcript has a single exon.
AUGCCAACAACCAUCCCGCCACCUCCCAAACACACAGAGCCCAAUCAAAACCCAAAAGCCUCAAAAGCAGGAAAUGUCCAACCCAACCAACAAAUACGGCCUCACCGCCGUCCCAGCCUCAGCCCAAGACCUACUCACCAAGACACCUUACUACCCAGCACCAACCACCCCCCCCCCCAAACCGCAAUCCCAGUCUCCGCAACCCCAAUCCCAGACACCCCACUAGCACAGCGCAUCAACGCCUAUGCACGCACACACCUCCCCGAAGAGACAUACAGCCACUCACGACGGGUAUACCACUCCGGGCUCGCGAUCAAACGCUAA